CACUCAACAAUCUAUAUUUCUUUAUCUAUUUUUUUCAUAAUUAAUUAAAUGCAUUAGUUGAACUGUGGUGAACUUUUGGAAUUGGCUUAUCUAUGUUGAUCAUGUUUCUUCAUUCAUUUGGUAGUUUGAUAUCAACCAGAUGACACGAUCUGGUGGAUUUAGCUUAGGAGAAACUUUUCAAUCUAGCCUUCAGCAACAGCAACUGCAUACUACCACAACCCAUAGUUUGAGCCUGCCAAGGGUCUUUAUAAAAUAUUUGUUUCUCCAUGGUCUGAUGAGCCUGCCAAGGGGGAGCUUGAGUACUGCAGUCCAACAUGUUAUUAUGCCAAAACACCAGUACCUCUACAUCAACUGCAUUUCUCCAAAUUUCAGCUAUCAACCUUGUUUUAUGUCUUCUACAGAAUGUUGGAAAAGGUUGACAUGGAAGAAUCAGCAAGUGAAAAAGAGGAGUCCAAUGAAAUUCUACAAGUUGAAGAUUUUGAUGGGGCUUGAGUUGACAAUAAUUACUUGCAAUCCUACAUGGCAUGAACCACCAUCACAAGUUCCUAGUCUUUUGACAAUUGUUCAUUAGCUGUAAAUGAAGUUUAUUUAUUUAUUUGUAUUGGGAUAACUUUUAUUUGAAUAUUAGACAUGUUUUUUCUUUUGUGAUUGUAAUAUAAUUCUUGUAUAAGUAA
Molecule: messenger RNA, 674 nt
Organism: Zingiber officinale
Lineage: Eukaryota; Viridiplantae; Streptophyta; Magnoliopsida; Zingiberales; Zingiberaceae
Exons: 3
Coding region: 140-571 (143 amino acids)
Source: RefSeq, a predicted model, not a curated record